GGCAUCGACGCUUUCUAACUUACAAUGUCGCAGGACCUCCAGACAAAAUCUGACUCGGAUAUUUCUAUCAGUACAUCCCCCAGAGUCCUUACUUGUCCAGACACAAACACGUGUUACUUGAAGCUUAAUCCGACUACUUCUUUGUGCACUGGGAGGUAUGCGAAAACGGAAACUGUGGAACCUAGUCAUACCACUGUAACCCCGGGCCUCUCAACCAAGACUGCCUCAUUACCCCCCACUUGGUCAUCGUUUAUUCACCCCGAAGGACAGCGAUAUUAUUAUUGUGAUGGCUUGAAACUCCGCGUCGUGACCGAAGAAAACAUGGACGACCCGCAUGUAGCUACGGCUGUAUCAUUCUGCGUGAAAUGGAUAGAGGACACUCUGUGGCAAAGAAACAUAGAGCUGCCAGACUCUGCGGAGCUUUUCCUUCAACUAGAAGAUACCCAAGAGAACUCAUGCAGCUAUUAUUUCGUGGACCAUGCAUCUCGCACAGAAUUUUGGAUUGACAAGAUGGACACCGAGUCACUGGAUAUGGAUCCAGUAGUCUCAGCUUCGCACCUGAAUCUAGCACUGGAGAAACUAUAUUGGACACAUGUUGAAUUCUUCCCCAUGCACUUGGAAUCUCGUCUACCAAAAGAAAUCGUUGAUAGUAUCAUUGAUGUUUUUUCACACGGUCAAGCCGACCGCAUGUCGUCCGAUUCCUCGACUUUUCCAUAUACCACAGAUCAAUGCGCACAACUUUUAGUGCUAUUAAACAGCAGGCAAGGUCACAAUCUGAACGGAUACACUAUCUGUUUCGUGGCACGCCUAUGGAACGCUAUCUGUCAUCAUCGAUUUACCAGCUAUUAUGGUCAGGAUGUUGCACAACUAGAUAGAGAACAAGCCAUGCUACCAUCAGACACCCCUGACCAUCACUGGCUGACCACUGCUUGCGAUUGGAUGCUGUGGAACAUGCCCAGUUUUCAUAUAGAAAAACUCAAUAAGCUUUUCGUCGAUAACCAAGUGUAUGUAGACCAGUGGUGCCUCGUCAUAUCUGCAUGUUUGAGUGGUUGGAGCUCAACAUUGUCACGGGUUUCCUUGGCACUCAUCGCCGAUAUCCUACUUUGCAUGGUACCAGGAGCAUCCAUGACGCUGGCACUCUUAUCAAUAGUGGCAUGUUGUGCCAGUAUCACAUCGGGAUCUGUACUUCUUUUACGACACCAAGGCCUCGCGGAGGCUAGCGCGUCUACAGCUGCAAUUUAUCUCCGAGAUGCAAAGUCGAAGACGUAUGGCUUCCUUCCUUCCGCAGUCAUUUUUAGCCUACCCAAUGCCCUCUACAUGUGGAGCCUUGGCUUUCUCGCCGUUCACGUUAUCUUUCUUAUGUCUCAUUUCUUCAACGCCGGGGUUGUCAUCGCUGUUAUCUUCCUAAUGGUUAGCAUGGUCUGUGCAAUUUUACGUUUCACCUCUCCGGAUCAAGAUUCCUCGUCACUCAGCCAGCUUCUCAAACCAUGGUCGUGGUUCCAGAGGGUCCUUCAACAAGAAUGUAGUAUUGUAUAAAAGUAUAAAAACAAAUAAUCUGUAGCUUGUACUCUUGUUAAUAAUAUUCUAUCCACCUCCGAGGCUACUU
This is a messenger RNA of Serpula lacrymans var. lacrymans S7.9, 1606 nucleotides long. RefSeq lists its product as uncharacterized. The record is from RefSeq and is a predicted model, not a curated record. The transcript is spliced from 11 exons. NCBI's taxonomy places the organism in Eukaryota, Fungi, Basidiomycota, Agaricomycetes, Boletales, Serpulaceae. The coding region runs from base 25 to 1536 and encodes 503 amino acids.